CCAAUCCCGAGCCGGCAAAUUCGGGACAUUGCCUUCCCCCGCUUGACUGCUUUUCCCGUCCGCGUUCGCUUAACUCACUAACCGCUCUGAGUGGAAAACUUUUCAAGUUGGACAAACGCGACAGCUAAAGAGGGAGCUUCGCUGUGACGGGUUUGGCCCCCCUCUCUGACUGGCCAAGCCUCCUCCACCGCCAUGCCUCUAGUUACCAGGAACAUCGAGCCACGGUACGUGUGCCGCCAGCCCAUCCCGAAGAGCAUCCGCAGCGAGCUGGAAUGCGUCUCCAACAACAGCCUGGCCGCCGUCAUCCGACAGCUCGGCUGUCUCAGCAAGGAAGCCGAGGAUGUGUUCAGGGGUCUGAUGAAGGAGGCCAGAGACUUCUCCGUCCGGUUGGAGGCGCUCGGGGAUCGAGUGGAGAGUCUGCAGUUGAAAGUCACCCAGCUGGACCCCAAAGAAGAAGAAGUUUCUUUGCAGGCUAUCACCACUCGCAAGGCAUUCCGCAGCAGCGUGAUUCAGGACCAACAGAUGUUCACACGGCCCUCGCUGCCCAUGCCAGUGCAGUACACCUACAUCACGUGCGACCCGCCUCCGCCGCUCAACUACCUCAGCCCAUACCGCGACGAUGGAAGGGAGGCCCUCAAAUUUUACACGGAUCCCUCCUACUUCUUUGACCUGUGGAAGGAGAAGAUGCUGCAAGACACCAAAGACAUCAUGAAGGAGAAACGAAAGCACAGAAAGGAGAAGAAAGACCACCUGAACCAGCGGACCCUCAACCCGCGUAAGAUCAAAACCAGGAAGGAUGAGUGGGAACGCCGCAAGAUGGGCGAAGAGUUUGUGGUGCCCAAGAACGAGCUGAUGAGCUCCUUGGAGGGUCUGAACGGCAGUCUGGGAUCUGGCGACGAGGGCCUGGAUUUGAGCACGGGCUCCUACGCGUACGAUCCGCUGCCACCGCCCGGCACCGAUGACUUUCUGCCUCCGCCGCCCCCCGACAUGUCGUACGGCGACGGCGGCAACCAGAAGCGCAUCAGCAUCCUCAGCCCCAGCCACCCGCCGCCAGCUCCUCCCGUGGCUUCCCCUCCGUCCAACUCUCGCCCCCACCUCUCCCCUCCCCCCGCCCCUCCUCCUCCACCCCCGCUGUCUGAUUUCGGGGCACCCCCGCCUCCCGAAGGCUUCGACGGCCCUCCCGCACCUCCCUCGGGCGCCUUCCUCUCGCCGCCCGCCAUGGGCCCUCCGCCACCGCCCCCCAUGGUCACGAGCGGGGGCCCUCCUCCCCCUCCGCCACCGCCCCCUCCCCCCGGACCUCCGCCGCCGUCCUUCAACGCUCCCGCCCCCCCUCCUCCUGCCGCCGUUGCGCCGGCAGCGGCCAACGCGGCACCCAAACACCAGCCCGCCCCCGAGGGCGACGCCCGCAGCGACCUGCUGCAGGCCAUCAGACAAGGCUUCAAUCUGCGCAAGGUGGAGGCGCAGCGGGAACAGGAGAAGCAAAAUCACUUCGGCAACGACGUGGCCGCCAUCUUGUCGCGGCGCAUCGCCGUGGAGUGCAGCGACAGUGAGGACGACUCGUCCGAGUUCGACGACGACGAGUGGUCCGAGUGACGGGGCCUUCCUCCGCCCCUCUUUGCCGUCAUUGCCUUCAGGUUAGCACAGACGGAAAAAGUCCACAGAGUCUCAAUCACAUUCCUUCACUUGUUUCUAUUUAUCUCACUGAUUUUCAUUCCUGCCAUAACGGCGGUGUGUCCUCUCGAAUCAACACAUCGUCUUUAAGAACCUCCCCCUUUUUUUCGGGGGGAUUAUUAUAAGUGUAAUAUUAUACAGCAGUUUUAAGUGUGACACAAAGUGGAAGUCACAAGCAGAACACAAUUGCACGACUCGACAUGGAAUUGGCCAAUUGACAAAAUGGUGGGGACCACCUGAUUCUCAAGUGCCUUUGUUUUCAUUUAAUAUGUAAAUUCAAUUUUGUGUCUGUGUAUUCACAUGCAACUCGCUUUUCCAAAGGGAUGAUGUAGUUUUCAUUUAUUCACGCUCCCAAAGACUGUCAACAAAAAAAUUAUCUCGUUAAAAAAACAAUUAUAAUAAAUUUUGAAUUUAU
Hippocampus zosterae (dwarf seahorse) is the source of this 2086-nucleotide messenger RNA. It is a transcript of the gene wasf2, whose product is annotated as WASP family member 2. Bases 193 to 1593 code for a protein of 466 amino acids. Gene Ontology annotation, molecular function: Arp2/3 complex binding; protein kinase A regulatory subunit binding; actin binding. Lineage: Eukaryota; Metazoa; Chordata; Actinopteri; Syngnathiformes; Syngnathidae. The record is from RefSeq and is a predicted model, not a curated record. Gene Ontology annotation, biological process: actin cytoskeleton organization; positive regulation of Arp2/3 complex-mediated actin nucleation. The transcript is spliced from 9 exons. Gene Ontology annotation, cellular component: cytoskeleton.